Topomyia yanbarensis is the source of this 2053-nucleotide messenger RNA. It is a transcript of the gene Nadk2, whose product is annotated as NAD kinase 2, mitochondrial. The transcript is spliced from 6 exons. The coding region runs from base 602 to 1843 and encodes 413 amino acids. NCBI's taxonomy places the organism in Eukaryota, Metazoa, Arthropoda, Insecta, Diptera, Culicidae. Gene Ontology annotation, cellular component: mitochondrion. Gene Ontology annotation, biological process: NAD+ metabolic process. The record is from RefSeq and is a predicted model, not a curated record. Gene Ontology annotation, molecular function: NAD+ kinase activity.
AAUCGAUUCAUGUUUGUUUUUAUCAGCGACAGCUAGAAUUACGCACUUCAAUUCAUUUGAAAGUACCUACAUAUUUGAUUAAAUUAAAUAAAUAAGAUGUAGAUGUGAAUCUGUUAUUAGCAUACUAAAUAAUAUCCGGAUAUAGAAAUGUGUCAGUAACACAAAAGGACUAUCGAAACUGUCUUUCGGAUGGUAUACUAAUAUCUCCGGUAAGUGCCGGCUUAUCACCAUAUGUACAAAGAUUAAAUGAAAGACAUUAUUGAAACUCGAACGUACCAACUGUGAGCGGAACUCCAAGCAGGGGUGAUAAGAAACGGGAGCAAAGUACCAAGCAACAGCCUCUAAUUUAGUCUUGUCGAGUUCGUCACACAGUGCAGAUCAUUUCACUCCGGUGCGGAACAACGAACCACACAGAAUCCUUAUCAGUUUAGUUCAAUUUCUCUGGUGUUCACCUAAGUUUUCACUAUCCGAUAGAGAAUGUAAUCUAAUCAUCGCGUGAACGUAGCUUAAAAUAAUCUGCCGUCUUAGGCUUCAACUGGCGGGUUGCCUCAAAAAGAAAAACGGACAAUUGCUGGCAAUCUUUCAUGAACCCGAAUCUUCAAUGUAUAAGGCAAUUCACUUGGGACGGACAGUUGCAGGUUGUAAUAAUGUCAUUCGUAAAAAUAUUGAGUCACGCCAGUUCGGGGCCAAUUCGAAAGCAAAGCUACGUCGCGUGCUGGUCGUAUCGAAGCUAACUCGGCUAGAGUUCGAGAAAACCCGCGACGGUGCCCUGAGCGAUGAAAAACUUGAGCAGAAAAUACGCAUCCGCGGUUCGGAUUACGAUGCGAUGAAAUACUACCACCACUUGCACAAGGAUGUGGAAGAAGAUGUGGUCGAAUCGUUCCGCAGAGAAGGUAUUGAAGUGAAAGUGGUCAAUCGGUUGACCAUCAACAAGGGAAUUCUACGUUGGGCUGAUAUGGUUGUACCGAUCGGGGGUGAUGGGACAUUUCUGUUGGCAGCCGGCAGGGCUAGUCCAUUCAUGCUGGAUAAAGGCAAAAAGACUCCGGUGGUGGGCUUCAAUUCAGAUCCGAGACGGUCCGAGGGACGGUUGAUGCUACCCAAAUACUAUUCGACAAACGUUAGCGAGGCAGUGAAACGCAUCUUGGCGGGAAAUUUCACUUGGAUGCAACGAUCGAGAAUAAGAAUAACGUUGGUUGGGAACACGACUACGGAGAGACCGCCACCGAUUGAUUUGCAUGAAUACAACGUAUCGCCAGUGGAGCACGAAGAGGUUAUUGGACGAAAUGGUACCGAGUAUAAAAGCAGCAAUCGAAUUCUGCCAUACUUAGCUUUAAACGAGGUGUUCAUCGGGGAAAUGCUUUCUGCUAGAGUAUCUCAUCUCCACUUGCGAGUAGAUAAAUCGGACGUAGUCACUAAAACUAAGAGCUCUGGACUGUGUGUUAGCACUGGCACUGGUUCCACUUCAUGGCUGACAAGCAUGAACCGUCUGUCGACCAGCAACGUGCGGGAUCUAAUAAAUAUUAUUAAACGGAACUCAGAUGCGGCUGCUUUAAACGGUAUCGAUCCGGAAACGAUAUCGGAGGAAUAUAAUCGUAAUCUGGUCUUCCCAGCCGAUGAUCCGCGAUUGUGCUAUUCUAUACGGGAACAAAUCUGUAUUGGAGUUUGGCCCAAUCCUAAGGGGCUGGAAUCGCGAGAUUUUGCUAAGGAGAUUACAGUCAAGUCCAGAUGUAUUGAUGCAAGCCUAGUGAUAGACGGUAGUAUUGCGUACAACUUCAACGACGGAGCGGAAGCGCUGCUUGAGGUCCAUCCGGAGGACGCGUUGCUGACCAUUGUAAUGGACUGAGAAAGGAAAACCUGUAAUGUUUUUCACGAUAUUUUUUAGAAGUUUAGGAAUAAAAAGUGAGAAUUGAAAGAUAGAAACCGUGCACUGUAUAAAUUUAGAUGCAAAGCAUAAUCUGCACUAUAACUUUUAUUAAGCUAAUUUGUUUAGAAGCUUUUCAAAGCAUGUUUUGUAUGAGAGCGCAUUUAUUUAUAAUAAUAAAAAUAGUUAAAG